AUCGAUUUAUGGAGAGCGAGCGACAAGGUAACAGCUAUCAGAAGAAGGUUAUUUAUUUAUUUUUUAAAUACGUAUGUGGUAACAGGCAUCGUUGAGUUUUCAUUUGCAUAUUUUAAAUACAUAAACGCAUGUGUUGAACACGGAGUCGUUGUAUAUAGCGACAGGAGAAGAUAAAUCUUACUGCCGAAAAAGGGCUGCUUGCCCCGCACUGGGCACCAGUAGUGGAGAAAGGAAGAGCCGAGAAGAACAGACUGGUCACUUGGGGCUCCGAGCAGAUCGGCGGACCAAGUGUAGGAACGCUGAUUGAGCCUGACAUAUAUAUAUAUAUAUAAUAUAAAAAAGAAAACAGGAAGACAGGAAGACAUUUUGAGCCUUCAAGCCCCUUGCAUCAUUGAUUUUUCUGGAGAUGGAGGAGAUUAUUCUUAACAGAAUUUAUGUCCAGUCCGAGUAAAAUAAAGUGCAAAAUGGACAAAUUCUUGCCAGUAGAAGGUGACCUGGAACAAGAACAAUCUGUAAAUUCAAUGCAAAAAGUCAACAGUCUAACGUCACUCUGUAUCAAAGCGGAACCUGUCUCUGAGGGAUCUGAAUACGUAAAAGAAGAGCUUCAUCUGAAGUGUGCGCAAAUUAAACAAGAGCUCUGUGAGGUUGAACUGUCCUCUGAUAAACUUUGGAAUCCAGGUGAGCGUUUCCCUUCUCCUGUACCUGUUAAGAGUGAGCAGUCAGAAGACCUCUUUCCAACGUGUCAGAUAGUUCACAAAGAGGAAGAGAGUGUUUUCCCCGAGGGAACAACAACUUUUCAACUGACUGAUAAUAAUUUUCAAACUGUUUUUUGGUGCACUGAAUGCGGGAAGGGCUUCAAUUGGGUAAGUAGCUUGAGAGACCACCAGAGAAUUCACACUGGGGAGAAGCCGUAUGACUGUAGUGAAUGUGGGAAGAAGUUCAGUACAUCCAGUAGCUUAAAAACCCAUCGUAGACUCCACACUGGGGAGAGGCCUUACAGCUGCACUGAAUGUGGUAAGAGCUUCAUCGCAUCCAACUACUUAAAAUCACACCAGAGAAUACACACUGGAGAAAAACCCUACAACUGUGUCGAAUGUGGGAAGAACUUCAGUGCCUCCUCUCACCUAAAAUCACACCAGAUGACUCACACAGGGGUGAAGCCUUACGUUUGUACCGAAUGUGGGAAAAGCUUCUCUCGGUUAAACAUACUUAAGAAACACCAGAUCAGUCAUGCCGGAGACCAUUUAUACACAUGCGGUGAGUGUGGGAAAAGCUGUAUUACAUCAGAAGAAUUAGAAUCACACCGGAGGAUUCACACAGGAGAGAAGCCAUACAUCUGUGAAGAAUGUGGGAAAAGCUUUCACUUCAUGUUGAACUUAAAGAAGCACCAGAAAAUUCACAGCGGCGAGAAGCCAUACAGCUGUGCCGACUGCGGCAAGAGAUUUUGGGUCCCGCGAGAUUUAAGAACACACCAGAGAAUUCACACCGGAGAGAGACCAUAUAGCUGCGUGGAAUGCGGGAAGACCUUUAGACUAUAUAUUUGCUUGAAAAGACACCAGCAGAUUCACACCGGGGUGAAGCCGUUCAGCUGUGCCGACUGUGGGAAGAGCUGUAUUACGUCUGGUGAGCUGAAAUCGCACCAGAGAAUUCACACAGGGGAGAAGCCUUACAGCUGUGGUGAAUGUGGGCGAAAUUUCAGUCAGCUAGGAAAUCUUCGGUCACACCAGAGAAUUCACACCGGAGAGCGGCCGUACAUUUGUCCCGAGUGUGGGAAAAACUUCAAACAUUUAUUUAGCCUGAAAGGCCACCAGAUGAUUCAUGCCAGAAAUAAACAGUGCACUAGUGGAAAGACAAUUCAGCGGGGAAAAACUAUAUAGUGUACCAUGUG
Molecule: messenger RNA, 1888 nt
Organism: Erpetoichthys calabaricus (reedfish)
Lineage: Eukaryota; Metazoa; Chordata; Cladistia; Polypteriformes; Polypteridae
Product: gastrula zinc finger protein XlCGF57.1-like
Exons: 2
Coding region: 435-1877 (480 amino acids)
Source: RefSeq, a predicted model, not a curated record